Molecule: messenger RNA, 770 nt
Organism: Trematosphaeria pertusa
Lineage: Eukaryota; Fungi; Ascomycota; Dothideomycetes; Pleosporales; Trematosphaeriaceae
Exons: 3
Coding region: 94-684 (196 amino acids)
Source: RefSeq, a predicted model, not a curated record
CACUCCACCUCCGUCUUUCCCCUCCAAGCUCCAUCCCCAACCCCAACAAUAACAACAAAUCCAAUCCACAAAGGAAAAACCCCUCCCGUCAAAAUGGCUCUCCUCCCUCCAGUCCCCAAGCCCAUCGGCGUAUUCCCGCAAUUCAUCGCGCAACAGCCCGAAACCAUCGUGCUGAAAGAACACGUGCUCUCGCUCACGGGCGACAGCUUUAGCAUCAAGCUGGCCAACGGGACGCCGAUCCUGCAAGUCGAGGGCAAAGUCAUGUCCAUCUCGGGCCGCAAGAAGGUCUGCGACAUGGCGGGGAACCACCUAUUCAACAUCGCCAAGGAGCAUUUCCAUAUCCACACGACAUUUGCCGUCGAGGAUCCGCAGGGCAAGAAGCUGAUGGAGGUGAAGAGUAGUUUUGCGCUGCUGGGCAGCAAAGCCACCGCGACUUUUACAUCUUCGCAGACGGGGCAGGAGGAGUCGCUCCAGAUGAAGGGUAAUUGGUUCGACAGUGCGGCCGAUAUCACAGACAACAAUCAGGGAGGCCUCGUGGUCGCUCGCAUCGACCGCAAGCUGCUCUCGGGCAAGGACAUCUUCUUCGGCCAGCAGACUUAUGCGGUGCAAAUUGCCCCAGGCGUGGACAUGGCGCUCAUCGCCGCCAUGUGCAUCUGCAUGGACGAGAAGAAUAACGAGAAGUAAGGCCACGGAUGGGGGCUUGAGGCUGUAGUGUGUGCAUGUGUUAGGAUACCCUGGUCUGCUGAUUUCUCUUCUCUCCAGCGAGAUGA